GGGCUCCACGGCGCAGGCCCGCUGCAGCGCAGCCGCUCUGAGUGACUAUCAAUGGAGGAACACACAGUGACUCAGACGGAGCACAUGGCCACUAUAGAGGCCCACGCGGUGGCCCAACAGGUGCAGCAGGUCCACGUGGCCACGUACACAGAGCACAGCAUGCUCAGCGCAGAUGAAGACUCGCCGUCUUCUCCGGAAGACACAUCCUAUGAUGACUCCGACAUCCUCAACUCCACGGCUGCCGACGAGGUGACGGCUCACCUGGCCGCUGCAGGCCCAGUGGGAAUGGCAGCCGCCGCCGCCGUGGCAACAGGUAAAAAAAGGAAGCGCCCCCACGUGUUUGAGUCCAACCCCUCAAUCCGCAAGAGGCAGCAGACUCGUUUGCUACGAAAGCUCCGGGCCACGCUGGACGAAUACACCACCCGUGUGGGGCAGCAGGCCAUUGUUCUGUGCAUCUCGCCUUCCAAACCCAACCCGGUUUUUAAAGUGUUUGGGGCAGCGCCUCUGGAGAACGUGGUGCGCAAAUACAAGAGCAUGAUCCUGGAAGACCUGGAGUCAGCUCUAUUGGAACACGCACCUGCGCCACAGGAGGUUAACUCCGAACUGCCCCCUCUCACCAUCGACGGCAUCCCAGUCUCUGUGGACAAGAUGACCCAGGCGCAGCUGCGAGCGUUCAUCCCUGAAAUGCUGAAGUACUCAACGGGUCGUGGGAAGCCAGGCUGGGGGAAGGAGAGCUGCAAGCCGGUUUGGUGGCCGGAGGACAUCCCGUGGGCCAAUGUUCGCAGUGACGUCCGGACGGAGGAACAGAAGCAACGGGUAUCUUGGACACAGGCCUUACGGACGAUCGUGAAGAACUGCUACAAGCAGCACGGGCGGGAGGACCUGCUGUACGCUUUCGAGGAUCAGCAAACACAGCCAACGGCGGCGACACACAGCAUCGCGCACUUGGUCCCGUCCCAGACCGUCGUCCAGACCUUCAGCAACCCCGACGGCACGGUCUCUCUCAUCCAGGUUGGAACAGGAGCUACAGUCGCCACCUUGGCAGACGCCUCUGAAUUGCCUACCACAGUUACGGUCGCACAAGUCAAUUAUUCUGCAGUGACAGAUGGAGAGGUGGAGCAGAAUUGGGCAACGCUACAGGGAGGUGAGAUGACCAUCCAGACAACACAAGCCUCAGAAGCCACGCAGGCGGUGGCGUCCCUGGCGGAAGCAGCAGUGGCGGCAUCGCAAGAGAUGCAACAAGGCGCAACAGUCACCAUGGCGCUCAACAGUGAAGCUGCUGCCCACGCCGUAGCCACGCUCGCCGAAGCCACCCUCCAAGGCGGCGGGCAAAUCGUCCUUUCCGGUGAAACUGCGGCAGCCGUUGGAGCGCUCACCGGAGUUCAAGAUGCAAAUGUUGGUAAUGCUUCCUCCAAGUUCACUGAUGAAGCUGCUGCCCACGCCGUAGCCACGCUCGCCGAAGCCACCCUCCAAGGCGGCGGGCAAAUCGUCCUCUCCGGUGAAACUGCGGCAGCCGUUGGAGCGCUCACCGGAGUUCAAGAUGCAAAUGGCCUUGUCCAGAUCCCCGUCAGCAUGUACCAGACCGUGGUCACCAGCCUCGCCCAGGGGAACGGCCCUGUUCAGGUCGCCAUGGCCCCCGUGGCCGCACGGAUAACGGACAGCACCGUCACGAUGGAUGGCCAGGCGGUGGAAGUCGUGACGCUGGAGCAGUGACGGCAGAGCGGCAGGAUCGUGAGGCUGCCGUUUCCUCC
Molecule: messenger RNA, 1751 nt
Organism: Heteronotia binoei (common prickly gecko)
Lineage: Eukaryota; Metazoa; Chordata; Lepidosauria; Squamata; Gekkonidae
Gene: NRF1
Product: nuclear respiratory factor 1
Exons: 13
Coding region: 52-1713 (553 amino acids)
Biological process (GO): regulation of transcription by RNA polymerase II
Cellular component (GO): nucleus
Molecular function (GO): RNA polymerase II cis-regulatory region sequence-specific DNA binding; DNA-binding transcription factor activity, RNA polymerase II-specific
Source: RefSeq, a predicted model, not a curated record